UUUCCGAUAAAACGUGUGUCUCAUCGGGGUGACACGGAUACUUUUUAACGAAAAAACGUGUCCAUGAGUCACCCACUUUUUGUGAGUUUUUUCUUGCCUUGUCAUUUUCAUUUAGUAGGAUAACCGAAUAUCCAUAAGUAAAUAUCGUGCACUUUUAAGCAAGUUGGUCAUCCAAAUCUGUUCCUUACAAAAUUAGAAAAAUCCACUGAAACUCGGUGUAAUUACUUUGUAAGGAUAUGUAAAACGUGAUCAUGAGUCAUCACGUGACCCCAUUUCUUUACAGGAUCCCCGCAUUUAAAUAAAUAUGGUACAGUUUUACUCAGUUUUUCGCAAGUCGUGUAUCCAGAUCUGUUCCUCGAAAACACAAGUUCCCACCAGUUGCAAAAUUCAAGCCUGAAUUUUUGUCAUUUUUUCGCGUAAAAGAAUGAUUCGUAUUGAAACCUCGUGUGUAGAGAAGAUCAGUGGAAUAAUUUGCAUAAGCAGUAUUUCAUACCCAAGAUUACUGGAUUUUCAUGCCCUGGUUCUGGAGCUGGAGGGGAGCCUCACUAUUUCGACUGGUAACCAAGAAAAAUUCACUUCUCGGAUGAAAGAACUUUCACCGGAAGUUAGUACCAAAUCGGUCUGUAAUUCCAAAGUGUUCACCGUGGUGGGUCCAUGUCGACAUCUUACUCGCGGUGAAAUUUCUGCCAGCACAACACCAUGCUACCAUUAUUUUCAAGACACGUACCGAUUUACACUACCCCUUCCGCAAAAUGUGAACCAACUUCCGUCCAGUUUGGAGUCUCAAAAUCUGUCAAUUUCUUAUUCCCUGAUUUUAUAUGGACGAACGGCAACCAGCUACGAGCAACUGGACUCUUGCCGUGUCAAAAUAUUUGGCCACGAUUUAAUCAAUUUUCCCGCCGAGAUUGAAUCCAUCUCGGUUACCAGUUCAAACUCCCCGGUUCAUUUGGAGCCACCCACCCCAGAAAAGUACCACUUGGUCAGGGAACCCCGCUUUUUUGCGAAUUUUGAAGCCACCCGGAAUAUUCGAGAUAAAGUCGCUAUAAUUGUGAAGCUGUUGGACACACGAAGUUUAUUUUGGACUCAAAUGGAGGACAAGCUUGUCAUGGAUGCAGAAUCGUUUAAAGUAGCCCGCCAGCGGGGAACGUGUCUCACUCCGACGCAUGAGGGGAAAAUGGUGGACAAAAAUUCAAGCGUAAAAUUGGUCCCGUUUUAUAAUCAAAGAGGUGAAGUAAUUUCAGGCCUGAAAAUUCAGCACUUUGUAAAUGCCAGAAUACAGCUACCUGGGGAAACUGAUCCGAGCGUAGCUAUGGAAAUGAUGCGGGAAGUGAUAAUAAGAGCGGGAAACUUAGCGCACGGCUCUUCCACUUUUGAAAUUAGGCGAAGCACGGGUAGUUUACGGGAGCCAAGAAGACGUGAAACUACCCGUCGCAGUCUGUCGAAAUUAUUGUCAGGAUCUGUUUCAUCGUUUCGGGCACUAGUCCUUCAUCCAUUCCACGCUCAUAAAAAUUCAAGAAGAGGAUCCAACAUUUCCACACCAACAUUGCCAGCUCACUUUGAUAACAUGGAACCUUUUGAUUGUUGAAGCCGGAGUUAGUAUCAAGGGAAUCAGUCAAAAAUCAUCCCCAUGGGACGAAUCUAGAUGCAGCUUAACUCUUACGAGGGCAACAAUCCCAUAUUUAUUGCUCCUUCGAGGCGAUGCCAGUUGAAAAUGAAAUAUUUAUAAAUAUUACACUUUCUAACAAGAUAAUGUCUGUAAUUUUAUUGAUCAAAAAGCAAAUUCUUCUAGGUUCUAAAAAAUAUUUCACAUAGAUUGAAAGCAUAUACAGAGAUUAUUCACUUUUUUAUAUGAUUUUAUAUGAAAGUAUGAUUGCAAUAUUUUAAAUGUUUUAACAAUUUGAAAUAUCUGCGGAAAAAUUAGGACCUAAGAAGCCAGUGUUGUUAUCUUCUCCUCACGUAUUUCUCACUUUCAAAAACAUACCUGUAGAAUUUGACGAAUCAAACACGAGAAGUAAAUUUAAAUUAGGUGCCAAAAUCUCUUUACCAGCCGCGCAAUCGCUCUCACAUCAAGCUUAGCCUCAGCUAUAAGAACGACCCCAAACAGGAUCAUUGUUAUUCCCACGGUGUAAAAGAAGGGUAACAGCGUGUUUAUAGAAAUAUAGGGUGACGCCACUCUCAGUUGUGGCCACUUCAUCGCCGACAUCCUAAUGUUAUAUUUGUAUUGCUGCCUCCACAAGAUGUUAAAUCCUCCCUGCUCCAGACCUCUGAUACUUUCACCAAUCUCGAACCGCAAUGCGUUGUUACAAACGCCGAAAUAGGCGUUGUUCAAAGCAAUAUCACGAAUCAAAAAACACUCAUAUUUUCCAUUCAAUUUUUGAUUUUGUAGCUUGAGAAGAGCUUUAAGUGCGUAAUCUGUAUCGUGGGAGAGAACGAAAUUUUUUGGACUAUUUUUCGUAACAUAUGCACUAUGCAAGGGACCGUGGCUGCUGUAAGUAGAACAAAUAGUAUACCAUGUUGAACAAACUAGGUAGCAAAAAUUAUCGAACCAAACCUAAAUAUUUCUGGCGAUCAGGGUGCUAUAGACACCAAAUUUUGCACAAAAUACGUAAGACAAUGAAAUUCGGUGAAGGGAUUUCCCAUGCAGAGUUAGCUUAAAGUCAUCUUGCGACCAGAGUGUAGUCGGAUCAAUGAUUCAGAUUGGCUUGGAUCGAAUCCGAUUAUAUCUGGAAUCAUUUUACCCUAAUUAGUGUAGUUGGAUCUAUGUUUUUUGGAAUCCAACUCGGAUACGGUUCUUUGGUGCAAAGAUAUUUGUGGUGCACGUAAGGCAAUGGCAGGAAAAGACGUAAGGGUGCGAAGGGGAGCGCGCUGUUUCCUUCCCUCGCCAAAAAAUUUCGACAUAAGAAACAUUCACGCUUUAUAAUUAAUAAGCAAGCGAUAAAGGUAAAUGAUUUGUUAAGUAAGUGUAACCUCUUGAAAAUACGUGAGCGUCGUGAUCUAUUUCUGUAUAAGUAUGCUUUUAAACAUCUUCAAGACCAAAUAAGUUCCUCUUCAAUUAGACGUUCUUGGCCACUCUUAUCGGUAAAAUCAUGUAAUUUUGCCCAAAAAUUUAUAAAUCAUCGCGCUACCAAGUUAUAGAAUAAACUCCCACGCGAUUGGGACCCAAACUUGACCUACAAGAAAUAUGUACAAGCCGUCCGUGAACACAUCAUUAAUGCACGUGAUGACUAAUAUUGUUAUUAAGUCCAUUAGAUAUUUUUUAGGUUAAAUAUAUAGUUUUAUCUACUUGUGUCAUAGUUUUUAAACCAGUUUUGUAAACCGAUAACUAUUAACACGUGAAUAAAGGUUUAAAUCAUA
This is a messenger RNA of Folsomia candida, 3354 nucleotides long. RefSeq lists its product as uncharacterized. Bases 425 to 1585 code for a protein of 386 amino acids. The transcript has 6 exons. NCBI's taxonomy places the organism in Eukaryota, Metazoa, Arthropoda, Collembola, Entomobryomorpha, Isotomidae. The record is from RefSeq and is a predicted model, not a curated record.